Molecule: messenger RNA, 15019 nt
Organism: Coregonus clupeaformis (lake whitefish)
Lineage: Eukaryota; Metazoa; Chordata; Actinopteri; Salmoniformes; Salmonidae
Product: E3 ubiquitin-protein ligase rnf213-alpha-like
Exons: 61
Coding region: 367-14316 (4649 amino acids)
Biological process (GO): ubiquitin-dependent protein catabolic process; sprouting angiogenesis; negative regulation of non-canonical Wnt signaling pathway
Cellular component (GO): nucleolus; cytosol; membrane
Molecular function (GO): ubiquitin-protein transferase activity; ATP hydrolysis activity; metal ion binding
Source: RefSeq, a predicted model, not a curated record
UGUUGUUUACACAGAGAUUUGGAGAAAGAUAGAUUCCUUGUUGCAGGACAAGUGGUGAUUCCCGACAGGAGUAAGAAUGAAAUUCGCUCCAUACCCUAUAAAUACAUUGUUUAUAAGUGGAAUGGGAAGCACUUUGAUCACGGUACAUAUGAGUACAUCUACAAGACAAACUCCGGGUAUAUUGUCAACAGGUGCCUGUCCAUCAAUCAAGAUCUUUUGACACAUGAAGGGGAAUGGCACCAGUAUGACGAUGUCAUAUAUCCAGAACCAAAACAAGACGUUCUGUCACUUGUUACCAACUGGUUUCAGUGGUGGAAUAAUGUGAAGAGCAACUUAGUAAAGGGAAGACAGCUGGCUGGAAAGGUGAUGUUGGAAGGCAUCUUUGAUCUUCUGAGAACCUGGACUGAAGUGAAUGUGAGGGGUUUCUUUUCCCAGCUCCAGCAAUUCUUCACCACAUACAGCUGUCCCCGUGUCCAUGACGGUGGAGGAGAGGCACCAUGGGAAUUAUCGUUUGGAGCAGAACAGGUGAGAAGCCUCAUGAAAGACUUCAUGGAGGAAAACCUAGAUCCUCAGUCCCAAAAUAGAAGAGAAAAGCAUGACGUUUUCCUCUCAGACCCACUGAAAGCAGGAAUUAUCAUCCUGAUUGUGUACAACAAGUACAGAUUGAAAGAGGACAACAGAGAUCAACUCUCUCAUCUUUGUCAGCUGCUCUGCCUGCCAAAAAAGUCAAGAGACGAUUUCCUUGCAUACUGGACAGACUUCACCCGAGGCCUACCCGAGCAUAUUGGUGUUGCAGAGGAAGUUGAGGGGCUUUGCAACGUUGCAAGAGAGGGGAGUGUUGUGAGCUGGAUCUUAGUCAUCCCUCUCCUGCAUCUGCUUAGAGGGGACAGCAAGCCUUUUGAACCCAUUCCAUCCACCAUGGAUCCACCGUUGACCACCUGGGCAGGGCUUAAAGGGAUCCGAAUAAAAGACCCCUACAGAAGCACAAGGGGCCUGAUGAAGGUCAUGACAGAUCACUCACACCUGGUGGAGGUGGAUCAUCUGCUUGUGCGCUCCUGGAUGUGUAUGCUAGAGUUGGAAGACUUGAUGAGCUUUAUAUUGGUCAUCCAUGUGGGUGUCUUGGACACACUUCAGCAACUCCAGUUCAGUCUCAAGUCUGUAACAUCUUACUACAACUAUGGGCAACCAGUGAAAGCGAUUUUGUCAUAUCUUAUUGAAACGACUGGACAACACUUCAGUGAUAACAGAUAUGGAGAAUGUUGCUUGAAAACAGCUGUGAGCGUUCUGGGGACAAUCUGUAAGAACACUGCUGAUUCAGACCGCUGUGAGCUUCCACUGGACUGCCUGCACCUGGUCAGUCUGACUGCAAAAACUGCUGGAAGCUUCCAUCCACAGUCAGCGGAAAACGAAGUUCUGGAGGAGACACUUCGAACAAUGAGGGAAUGGCGGCGAAAAGCAUUCCCAAAGAAACUGGUUUACCAUGGGUCCUGUUUUACCUCAAAGAAUGAGCUUACGGUCUGGAAAAGGUUGAUCUCAGUCACUUUUGGGAAUGAAGAACUCACUGAACGAUGGAGAAGUACUUUCCUAAAUGAUUUUGAAGGAAAACUAAAAACGGAGAAGCCCAUGCAUCUGAUUGAAAUCUACUGUGACAAGAUGGAGGAAGUGGGCAAGAUAAGUCCCUCUUUGUGUAACUCUCUGGAGAAAUGUGCCUUGGAGGCAGUCACCGCCAUUUGCCAGGACACAUCUAAUCUUCGUGAGCUGUUGAAGAAACAUGACUUUAGCAAGUUUGAGAAGCUGAUGUCUGUGAUAGUCCUGAAGUCCUGGCCCAAAACCGACGAUGGACGGUACGUCGAGGGCGAGGAGUUGGUGAUGAAGCACCUUCUGAGCUGGCCUAUGGCCAGAAGCAUCUUUCGAGUACAAGGCGCAAAUGGAGCAAUGAUUAACCGGUUGACAGAUGAAGCUAAAGAGCGGAUGGCCGUGGCAAGCUCUGCGUUCUGUUCUGUCGCAAAGAAAUUCAUCAACGGGGAAAUCCAGAUUAAGACUCUCAAUCAAGUCCUCCAAAGAAAAACAGAAUUCACUGAGCUGCUGAAUAUAGAUGUCCUGUGUGAUGAUGGUCGUUGUCAGGACGGGAAAGCCAUGAAACAAUUGCUGAGAUGGAGAGAGGAGGAAGUGGAGGCUAUCACCAAUGACAAGGAGAUGGUUGAAGGCCUUCUCAUAUUUUGCCACAAACUGCAGGAACAUCUCAAAAUCAAUAUGAGAGAGCUGCAGCACAAAAUCCAAGGGAACAUCGAUCAGAUGACGCUGGAUGAAUUCAUGGAAGUUCACAGACUUGACCACGCCUCCUCUGACGUAACUGGGGUGGUCACAUACUUCAACCUCUGUGAUGUCACCAGGCAGAUGGCAUCUACCCUACAUGCUAUCGGGGACAGCUACAUUUUCACCAUGUGUUGGGAGAACCAAGCCAAAGAGCUUUCACACAACCAACUUGACACAGAUGAGACAGAACCAAAGCCUGAGAGGGAGACAGAAGAUUACACUCUCGAUCUGAUCCACAGCAAAAUAUUCCAGAGUUGCAUCGAUAACUACAGGAGGAUCUAUGAGAGUUUGAGAUCUGGCACUAUGUCAUUGAAGGAGGUGGAUAGCAUCUUUGAAGCCUACAAAGACAAGUACAAAGACAUGGAAAAAGAUCUGAAGAUCAUGUGCAGGAUCAACUCAUCUGAUGAUGGAAGAUGGAUCAAGAGCAGGAUCCAGCAGAUCCAACAAUACCAUGACCUUCAUCUAGCAUUGGAAUCAGCCAAGGUCAUUAUGGAUGUUAGAGAGACUAUCUGUCCUCAAGGGGACUUCAAAGUGCUACAGACACUGCUGGAUAUGAAUACUGAGGACUUUAAAGAAGAGAGUCUGAAUCGCAUUGAUGACAAUCUGCUGGAGAUCAAGAAGGUUCUUGAGGACAUCACAGAACCUCGCAGACGGUGUCUUCGAGAGCUCAGCCUGAGGAUAAACUUUGUCAAAUGGGUCAAAGAAGCUCUUGAAGAUAUCAACGAGCUGAAAGUGUUUGUUGACCUGGCCUCCAUCUCCGCUGGAGAGAACGACUUGGAUGUGGACCGUGUAUCCUGUUUCCAUGACGCUGUUCUUGGUUACUCCUCCAUGCUCUAUGGGCUUCCACCAGAUACCGACUUUCAUGCCUUCAAGGAGGCUUUGACAAAACUAUGGAAGGCGCUUGGAAAUGACAGCAACAUACCAAAUAAGCUGCGGGAUACCGCACGCCAUUUGGAGUGGCUGAAAACGGUAAAGGACAGCCAUGGUUCUGUGGAACUCUCUUCUCUAUCAUUGGCCAAAUCCAUCAACAAAAGAGGCAUCUACAUCAUCAGUGCACAAAACCAGAAUAAGCUGAGUUUAGACACUGCCCUGAAGCUGCAGAUUCCAGAGCAGCAGGAGGAAGGUCAGAUGCGUAACUACUCCUUAGAAGACCUGAGAGAUCUGCAGAACAAACUCAUGCUGAUGUCUGGAAAGGGGGAGCAAAGCCAGAGUGAGGUGGAUCACUUUGCUGAGGUUUUUGACAGUGUCCAGAGGCUAGCUGUAGCGUUUGUAGACCUUUAUGCAGCUGGGAACCCACUUUUUAGGUGUUGGGAGGCCAAGAUUCACUGUAAUACUGAAAGUGAUACUGGUAUUGUAAUGGAAUUCAACCUUGGCGACCUCCUACAAAACAUCAGGCUGGAGGGCAAUGCAAUGGACCAUCUCACAGACCUGUGCAGGAAGAUAGAGGUGUGUUUGGAUGACUGGAACAGAUUCAUGGACAAACAAAGAUCUCAGCACUAUUACCUCAACUAUUACACCGCAGAGCAGAUAGUCUACCUUUGUAAUGUUUUGACAGAGAAAAAUGUGAACACUAAAUUGGAUGAAAAGGUGUUGAUGAUGCUCUCUUUCAUCAAACCUGACUGCUCUGUGUCAGAUGUGUGGGAGGCAUGGAUGACUUUUCAGAACAGAAUGACAGAAACUCUGAAAGACAAAGACACCAGAUAUCAGACAUUCAUUGACCUUCAUGAUGACUUGGGAGACUUUGAUUCUUCUUUUGCUGGUGAGGGAAAAGGUGCCAUCGAUGUUCUGCAGAGCCUUUUGGACAAGGCUGUUGGUUUACAAAAACUGGAUCUGGUCUGGGAUACUUACAUGAGAGAUAUGAGGAGCAUUCUCCAGGACUCCUUAGACACCAUAAGCUUUGGUCGUCUGCUAGAGAUGUUGGCCAACAAAGAGAACCAGGAAGAAGAUGAUGGAGAAGAACCCAUGCUUUUAGAACCAAGUGAGAAUACGGUCAGGAGAAAGCUCCCAAAAGGCCUCUUCAAUUGUCAACCUAAUCUCAUAAUCUGCCCACAAGAUGAAAUCUUGACUUCAAGCAUCUGCUUGUAUAUGACCAGUGAUUAUGAGCAGCUGCCUACCUACGACGAAGUCCUCCUGUGUACCCCUGCCACGUCCUAUGAGCAGGUGGAGCUUUUCUUCCGGCGAUGUCUCACACCGGGCUACAUGGGUGAGAAGAUCUAUACCCUGCUCUUCGCAGACCAGCUGAGCUACGAGGUGAGCUAUGCAGUGGAGAAGCUCUUUCAGAAACUGAGUUCAUGCUCCAGAAGCAGCUAUAGGCUGGUGAUCAUCUGCAGCGCAGAAAGAGAGCACGCCUACAUCCCCUCUGCCUUCAGUCACUUCAAACGGAACAUGGUGCCACGGGAGUCUCUUGAGAGGAUUCAGAGAUACCUGUCCAGGCACUACACUGUCCCCUCACACCAGACCAGUGCGGCAUCUGUGUUCAAAGGUAGACACUUUGUUGGGAUUGUGUCUUCACAGAGGGCUGGAGUUGGAAAAUCCCUGUACAUACAGAGGUUGUAUGAAAAACUGGAGGGAACUGUGACAAUGGGAACCACAUUCCGCAAAUGCAUUCGCUUAAUUGAGCCCAAGGUUGAUGAGCAUAUCAUUCUUCAGUCCUUGUUUGAAACGCCAGAGAGCAAGGAACACAAAGUCUUUCAUUUUGAUGUCACAUCCUCGGUACAGAAAGGACUGCAUGAAUUUCUAUUCAAACUGUUCUUCCUGCGUUAUCUGACGGAUUCCGAUGGACUGAUGUGGAAAUGCAGCAACAAGCACUUGUAUGUGAUUGAGACACUACAAUCCACCAAAGAACCGCCCGGACAUGCCUCAAGAUCUGAUCCAAAGGGACACUUUCCUCUCUUUGAGGUCUUUCCUAAGGUCUUCUGCCGUCCACCAAAAGACGUUAUGGGGUUGGAAGCGAGAAAUGGAGAUGAUCCGGUGCUGGACACUGAGGACCCACUCAUGGAUGACCAGUGUUUCAGGAGUGAGGCCUUUCAAAGACCAUACCAGUAUCUAACACGGUUCCACAGGGGUGAGAAUCUUGACAGCUUCAACUACCAAAGAGUUGAAGGAACUCAUGCAGAGUGCCUUCAAAUGCUCUUCAUCUACUGUGGUAUAAUUGAUCCAUCCUGGGCAGAACUGAGGAACUUUGCCGGAUUUCUCAAUCUUCAGUUGCUAGACUGUGAGACAUCUGAUUUCUGCAACUUUGAGUUUGUUGGAGACACUCUUGGAGGAUUCCGAAACUUUGUGGUUGACUUCAUGAUCUUGAUGGCCAAGGACUUUGCCACUCCAUCUCUCUGCAUCGCUGACCAGAGCCAUGGGAGGCAGCCGAUGGACAAUGGACUCAACGAAAGAGAUCUUGCCCCGUUCCUCAUCAGAAAGAGAUGGGAAUCAGAACCGCAUCCAUACAUCUUUUUCAAUGAUGACCAUGCGUCCAUGACCUUCAUUGGAUUUCACCUACGGGAGAAUGAGCAAAAUGGGGUUGAUGCCAUUAAUCCAUCAACAAAUGUGGUGAUCAAGAGAAACAUCAUGACCAAAGACCUGUACAAUGGCCUCAGACAUCAAAGAGUUCCCUUUAACAUCGACUAUGACCAACUUUCUCGAGCAGAUAAGAUUGAGCGUCUAUGUAGUGUGCUGGGGAUCAAGUGGCCAACAGACCCUGAUACAACAUAUGAGCUCACCACCGACAACAUACUGAAGAUGAUGGCCAUCCACAUGAGGUUCAGGUGUGGCAUUCCAGUCAUCAUAAUGGGGGAGACUGGCUGUGGGAAGACACGGCUCAUCAAGUUCCUGUGUGAGUUGAGAAGGAGUGGGGCGCCCACGGAGAACAUGAAACUCGUCAAAGUUCACGGUGGAACUACGUCUGACAUGAUCUACAACAAGGUGCGGGAGGCAGAGAAGAUUGCGGUUGCCAAUAAAGAGGAACAUGAUUUUGAUUCUGUUCUUUUCCUCGAUGAAGCUAAUACCACUGAAGCAAUAAGCAGCAUUAAGGAGAUCCUGUGUGACAACACUGUGCAAGGACAACAACUCAGCUCCCAAACUGGCCUGCAAAUCAUUGCUGCAUGCAAUCCUUACAGGAAACACACAGAUGAGAUGAUCAAGAGGCUGGAGGCAGCUGGUUUGGGGUACAGGGUCCGAGCUGAAGAGACUGAAGAAAGACUUGGAUCCAUCCCUCUUCGCCAGCUGGUGUAUAGGGUCCAAGUGUUGCCCCCGAGCAUGAUCCCUCUGGUGUGGGACUUUGGGCAACUCAGUGACCACACAGAGAAAAUGUACAUCCAGCAGAUUGUGCAGAGAGUUGUGGAAACAAAUUCAAUCAACAAAGGAUCCAUCAGGAUGAUCACUGAUGUGCUGUCGUCAUCGCAGACAUUUAUGAGGGAGAGGAAAGAUGAAUGCAGCUUUGUCAGUCUCAGGGACGUGGAGCGCUGCAUGCAAGUAUUUGUGUGGUUCUACAACAACCACUCGCUGUUUCAGGAUGAGUUAAAGGCAUUCCUCCAGAAACAACCCCAGGAGGAGAGGAGCAGGAGUGACCAGCUACACUCACCUGCCAGCGAUCCAGUUGAUUGGUCACUGUUGAUGGCUGUUGGUGUAUGUUAUCAAGCCUGUCUAGAAAGAAAAGGUGAAUACCAGACCGCAAUCUGCAAAUUCCUUCCCCAAGUCACCCCAAAGAAGAUGAAGCAGGAGAUCUCAGUCAUGCAGGACCUUCUCCUAAGCGGUGUCCCAAUGGGAGAGACAAUAGCAAGAAACAAGGCUUUGAAAGAGAAUGUCUUCAUGAUGGUGAUCUGUAUUGAGUUACGAAUCCCCCUGUUUUUGGUUGGCAAGCCUGGGAGCUCCAAAUCUCUGUCCAAAACAUUGGUUGCAGAUGCCAUGCAGGGCCAAGCUGCACAUUCUGAGCUGUACAAAAGACUGAAACAGAUUCACAUGGUGUCCUUUCAGUGCAGCCCUCACUCCACGCCAGAGGGCAUCAUCAACACUUUCAGACAAUGUGCCCGCUUCCAAGAGAGCAAGAAUUUGGAGGAGUACAUCUCUGUUGUUGUGCUAGAUGAAAUUGGAUUGGCGGAGGACUCCCCAAAAAUGCCUCUGAAAACAUUGCACCCUUUACUGGAGGAAGGCUGCAUUGAUGAUGAGCCACUGCCUCAUAAGAGAGUUGGAUUCAUUGGCAUCUCCAAUUGGGCUUUGGACCCUGCCAAGAUGAACAGAGGCCUCUUUGUGUCCCGUGGUGACCCGGACCAAAAUGAGCUACUCGAGAGCGCGAAAGGCAUAUGCUCGUCUGACAAGAUGAUUCUGGAGAAGGUUAAGCACCUCUUCAAAGCUUUCUCCCAAGCGUACAUGACAACUUGCAAGAAAGGAAAAGGGUUUUUCGGUCUACGAGAUUACUACAGUCUGGUGAAGAUGAUGUUCGCCAUCACCAAGGUCUCUAAGCAGAGCCCCAGUACAGUUCAAAUCAUUGAAGCAGUCCUAAGGAACUUCAGUGGAAGAGAUGAUGUGGACGCAGUGCGUAUAUUCACCAAAGAGCUGCCGGGCCAAUCCAUUCAACCUGAUUUGGAUGGCAUCAGCACUAUUGAUCUGGUGAAACAAAACAUUGUUUCCAUUUGCCAAGAUGAGGAGUGUCGAUAUCUCCUUGUCCUCACCAAAAACUAUGCAGCCCUCCAGAUUCUCCAGCAGACAUUCUUCUCAGAUCACAACCAUCCAGAGAUCAUCUUUGGUUCCAGCUUCCCAAAGGAUCAAGAGUACACUCAGAUCUGCAGAAAUAUCAACCGAGUGAAGAUCUGCAUGGAAACUGGCCAGACUGUUGUGCUUCUGAACCUUCAGAAUCUGUACGAAAGUCUCUACGACGCUCUCAACCAAUACUAUGUUUCACUUGGGGGUCAGAAGUAUGUCGAUCUUGGAUUGGGAACCCAUCGUGUGAAGUGCAGAGUUCACAAAGACUUCCGUCUAAUUGUCAUUGAAGAGAAAGAGGUGGUCUACAAGCAGUUCCCGAUUCCCCUGAUAAACCGGCUGGAAAAGCACUACCUGGACAUCAACACUGUCCUCAAGAAUGACCAGAAGGAGAUUGUCAAACAACUACAGGAAUGGGUCAAACAGUUUCUCUCCUUGAAAAGUCAGCAGUCCAAGACAAACCGCUACCUGCCACAUGAUGUCUUCAUUGGCUACCACUCAGACACAUGCUCCUCUGUGGUCCUGCAAGUGACAGAGAAGAUGAAAACCGAGUCUGACGAAUCUGACUCUCAGAGCAGAGUCCUGGAUGAAGCCAAGCUCAUCAUGCUGAACUGUGCAACUCCAGAUUCUGUCAUUCGGCUUGACGGGACUAAAUUAUCUGAUGUUGAGACCGAGAACCUGACGCAAAUCUAUUUUGAGGAGCAGAAUCAUCAUUCCCUGGCAGACUUCAUUGCCUCUCACACACAAAAGGAGGAAUGGAGGAAUUACCACUUUACAGAGGUCACAACAUUUUCCCGGCUAUUGACAGCAGCAGAUAUCCAUCAGCUACAGAACAUCACAGAGCGUUGCAACGUCAAGCUACUCUCACUGCAACAGUUUGACACAGAGCACUCCUUCCUCAAAGAAAUCAGGCAAUUUAUUGACUCCACAUCUGCCGACAAAGUCCUCAUCAUCCAAACAGACUAUGAUGAGGGUUCCCAGAGCAUGAACAUUCUGGCAUCUGCCAAAUAUUCAUCCAUAAAUGAAAUAAACAAACCAAAAGCAGAUGGUGACAACGGAAGGGUGUUUGUGUACUUUGUUACCAAACUGCCCCGAAUUGAAGGUGGAACCUCCUAUGCUGGAUUUCAUGGAGGACCCUGGAAAUCAGUUCACAUUGACGAUCUUAGAAAAUCCAAAGAGUUUGUAUCAGAUGUCCAGUCCUUGAGAAACCUACCCAUCAGCCAGCUUUUUGAGAAAAUUGAGGAGCCGUCCGAGGCAAUGCAAACAGAUGACACAGACAUCGAGGCACAUGCGGCAGAGCACUCUGCUGAGUUUGAUGUCACAAAUCUGGUGCGAAGCUGUGUGCAGAGUGCAGUGAGCAUGCUCAGAGAUCAGGAGGACAGUGGAGCUCUCAGCACCAGGAGGGUGGAGCUCCUGCUAACACUUCUGGACGAUAGCGAGGACCUGAAAGCUGCAUUCCUGACAACCCUGAGAAGCCGUCUUCACUCUCUACUGGAGAACCGUGAGCGAAACAUCCCCUCCCCCAAGAACUGGGUGUUAACGGAGGCGUCCAACAUCGAUGCUCUUCAGGAGGGGGGAACCUUCACACAAACUCUGUGGAAGAGAAUCAAAGCAGUGGUCACACCCCUCUUGGCCCAGUUGGUCUCGGUCAUCGACAGGGACUGUAAUCUGGACCUCCUGCUGGACCGCAACAGUGGGAAGGAAGUCCGGAACCUGUGGCUGAAGAUAUUUGGCAGUAACGAGAUGCUUGAUAUUCCUAAUGUGGAUCCCAAUUCUGACUCUAAGACCAUCCUGGUGCAGAGCCAUGUCACAGCUAAGAGGACCAUGUGCUGCACUAUGCCCUUCAGCUGGAGGAUCAGAGAUAUCCUGGAUGAACUAGUGAUGCAAUACGGAAGACGGGUCGAGGCGUUCUUUCAGAAAAUCCCCCUUGGUCAGUAUCUGGCUACAGUGGAUGAGAAACUGCAGAGGGAAUUUUUCCAAAGAUACCUGCAGGACUUCGUUGCCAUGACGAUGAAAGUGGCUUCAGAUGGGGAGUUAAAGCAUCUGCGUGAAGCCCUGAACUGCUGUGUGAAUGAGCUCCAGAGACGACGAAAAGCUCCAAGUGAAGAGAUUCCCUCCCUGCCCCUGAUCCACUCUGCCUACAACAUGUACCGUACCCGUCUGCACAACCUCACCAGGAUGAUGUCCCUGCAACCACAGGUGGUUCCUCACUUGCAGAAAAUCACACUAGUGAAGGACAGUCCAGAGAUGGUUCUGGAUGUUUAUGCAGCAGUUGCCUGUGUUGAGCUCCUGGAGCCGCUUGCAUUGGACUCUGAUGCCCAGUGCCAGGACUGGCUGAAGCAGGUGAAAGGACUGCAGGCGUCUAUGGAGCUGAUCUGCUCCCAGGGAAGCCUGAAGCAGUAUGGAGAGAGGAGCCGGGAACGGUUUGACUACAUCCGUAAUGAUUGGAACCGCAUCUGCAUCAUCUCUCUGUUUGUGGAACACAUGCUGCUAGGCUUUGAGUUUGAGGAGAGGGAGCUCAAGUCUCUGGUCCUUGAUCACACUCGUACCUUAGGCAAAAUUCUGGCAAAAAACUCAGACGUAAAAUCGGAGGAACCCUUUGCGGCCAUCAUCACAGUACUGAAGACUUGCAAGCAAAGAGCAAGUGAUCUGAUUUGGAAGUUUGGUUUCCAGUGCCGUGUGUGCAUGGGGGAACCCCAAGACCCUGUAGACCUGCCCUGUCACCACAUGUUCUGCCUGACCUGUGUCAGAGGAUGUCUCAACACAGGCCAAAUGUACUGCCCCGUAUGCAAACACGAACUCCCAGAUGACUUCGAGGUCAAAGUGUCUGAGGACGUAAGAGCUCGCAUCACCCUAAACGCCCGGUUCAGGCAGAGUUGCAAUGCGUUUUUCAUAGACCUCGUCACUACUGUGUGCUUCAAGGACAACAUCCCUCCAUCAAAGGGUGUCGUCCUACACCUGUUGUCCUUCCUCAUGGUUGAGACAGAACCGAUCCCACUCAUCAGAGCACAAAGUCAGAUACACACCAAAGAUUUCUCACCAUUUGAUGAGUCUCUGGACAAGAAUCCUGUGGUGCGAUCAGUGAUACUCAAACUCCUGCUCAAGUACACCUUUGAUGAAGUCAAAGAAUAUCUGCAGCAGUAUUUGACAUCGAUAGAGGAGAGCAACAUUCUAGAGGCUGAGGAUAAAAAUGAACUUUAUGCCCUCUACAUCAACUGCCUUGAGGACUCCAUGUUAGACAGAAUGCCACAUGAAUGCCACAAGCCUGCAGAUCAGCAGACCUACCUGCCGAAAGAGACUGAGUUCUUGCGUCACUUCCUGGACUCUGUCAUCGAGUCGGCUGAGACGGUCACAAUCGAGCACCUGCAACAGAUCGCGAGGGUCCGUCUAUGCCUGGACAUGGCCUCACACCUACUCCAUAGCACACAGUCUGGGGAAUGUGAAAACCCUCAGGAUGUGGUCAAGGAGUUCCUGUGGGCUGUUAUGAUCCUGUGUGAGGAGAGUAAGAACGACUGGUACCGGGUUUACCUGAUCCGCAACAUCAGCAGCCAGCAGGGUGUAGAGUGUGUCCAGAGGAUGCUGAAGGAUACAGAGAAGUACAGGUGGCUUUUCCCUGAAGAGAUACAGCAGCAGAAUGAAGACGUUGGCCAGAUGGACCAGUAUCUGGUCUAUGGAGAGGACUACCAGGCUGUCCGCGAGGCUGUUGCCAAAGCAGUACUACAGGGCAGUGUUCUGGAGAUUGAGGAGACGUGUCAGAGAUGCACUGCACCUCCAAGGAGGCGGACCUUGUAUGUCCUGCUGGCACUUUUCAGAGAAGUUACCAGUCUGUACCGAGCAGCCAACACAGGCCUCCACCCCACCCCUAAGCAAUGCCAAGAACUCGAGGACUUCAUCCAGGGCUCAAGGUACCUAAAUCGCAGGGAAGUGAGGGUAUUUGCCACAAAAUUGGUUCACAACAGGAUGGGAGGACUGAGUGUCCUGGCUGACCGGUCCAGUGUGGAGCACACCCUUAUAGACCUGGCUGUCCACUUGGCUGCUGUGCUGCUCACUGGGACAGAAGGGGUGCUUACACCUCUACAGCAGCUUGGCCUGUCUCCCGACAAUAUGCUGAGUGCCUUUCUACCCACAAUGCCUGAGGACAUGCUUGCUGUCGCUCAAAGGCUUAUAGCACAGAAUGAAGUGGAUUAUGGACUCUCCUGGUACUCUUGUCCGAAUGGUCACCCCUGUGUUGUGGAUAAGUGUGGUCAGCCCACGCAUAGGGCACGAUGUCUGGAGUGUAAGGCGGAGAUUGGAGGGGAGGACCAUGUUCCCUUGACUGGUUUCCAGAAGAUGGCGCUACAGCAGGGAGAUCUCACAAGGACUGGCCACAUCCUGGGAGACCCUCAGAGGAGGGACAACCCUGACACCCUGGACACCAAAAACAUGUCCCUCACCCCCUUCAUCCUGGUCAGACUGCUCACCCACCUGGCCAUGCUGAGAGGGGCCUCAGAGCAGCCACAGUCCGUCCUGCAGAUCAUCCAGCCUCCAGUCCAGGACGCCUGUGAAUUUCUGAUUGGUCACCUGCUGAAAGACAUGGAUCAGCUGACCAAAGUGCUGGGGAAGGGAACUGAUGACACUGUCACCACUGUCCACCUGAUAGUCAGAUCCAUUCUGGAACCACCACCGACCACUCAAUGGCCUGCUGGCUAUGAUUCCCAACUGUCAACUAAAGAGGCCAGAAAUGACUGGGAGACAACUGUUGCUGCUGACAUCAUCACUCCUCAGUUGAAGCGCCUUGACCAGCAGCUGAGGGUGGUGAACGCCACCAUCAGAAACGACUCCCGUGUCUCCUCUAACUUCGUCAUGAGGGUGACAUUUGGGGACGAGUGUCCGUUGUCCUCCCUGCCUCGGGGCUCCCAGGUCCACUGUUCAGGGGUUUGGAGCUGCAGAGAGAGGGUGUCCCUACUCGGCCUCACCCACAUCGUAGAGCAGAACGACGGAAAGGACAAGCUGCCGUUACUCUGGAGGUUCCUACAGAAGGAGGCGGAGUUCCGGCUGGUCAAGUUCCUUCCAGAUAUCCUGGCCCUACAGAAGAGUCUGGUGAAAAAGUUCCAGAACUCAUCCGACCUGAUGGAUGACUCCAUCAGAGAGUUCAUCGAAAGACAGUCAGCACCAAUGAGAUUGUGGUACGAGAAGCGAGUCCAGAUCUUCCUGAACACAUGGAACCUGCUCAGAGUCUCUGUAGCCACCAAUGAGAUAAAGAUCCCAGAGGACUUCUGGAGGGAGGAUUUGGACCUGGACAGUGACCUCCAGUACCUCCUGCCGCGGCGCCAGGGUCCAGGCUUGUGUUCCACGGCUCUGCUCAGCCACCUGGUGGCCCUGCACAAUGAUCUGCUGCACGCUGUGGACCGCCACACUGGGGAGGACACCAGCUACAAGGUGAGCCUGUCAGAGCUGACAGAGCUGCAUGUGAUCCGCUAUGAGCUGGAGAAGGACCUGCUGCCCCUGGUGCUGUCCAACUGCCAGUACAGCCUGGAGCGAGGCAAGGAGACCCUGUCUCAGUACGACCUGCCCAAGAUCCAGCAGCAGGUCCUCACCCGCUUCCUGCAGGGCAAGCCUCUCAUCACACUGACUGGAAUCCCGACUCUGGUCACCAGACACGAGAGAGAUUAUGAUACCAUUUUCAAAAUGGUGAAAGGAUAUGUGUCUCAGGAGCAUCUUCCGUCCCUGACCCUCACAGCCCUGUCCAGGGAUCUGCAGUCGUACAGCGAGGUGUGUGAGGCCCUGAAGGCCGUGGAGCUGGCUCUGGGCUUCCUGUCCAUGACUGGGGGAAAUUCCCAGAUGCCCCUGGUCCACUACCUGGAGGACAUGCUGAAGAUGGGCGAGCAGACAGACCCUCACAUCUUAAUGGCUCUGAGCAGGUGCAGUCUGAAGCACUGUGUGGCUCUGUGGCAGCUCCUGUCUUCCCUCAAAUCAGAGAAUAUGCUGAAGAGUGUGAAGAGGGACCCUUUCUCUGGGGUGUCAGCUGAGUACCAGCAGCCCCUGACGGAGGAACAGAAGAGGCUGCUCCAGGGCUUCAUCUCCAGGGGUCACGUUGACACCUGGCUGCUGGAGAUGCACGAGUUCCUCCUGCUGAACCUGGGGAAACCACAUGUCUCAGACACCUACGGACCAGGCUGGAGUGUCAAAGAGACGUUGGCUGCAUACAUGGACCGCAAAGAAGUAGAAGUCCUGCCGGACGUGGAGGCCUCCUUCCCGGACGAGAUACUCCUCUCACAGAUUGUAGAGACCUGGAAAUUUACUGUGACUGCCCAACAGGAAUGGAUGAUGUAAUGUGAUCAACCGGCCAUCUGAAUGUAAAGGGCUACUACAAACCGUAGAUAAUCAGGGAAAUGUUAGAAUAGAUCACAGGAGUGGCCCUCUCGUCACCCGAUUUGUUGUUAGCCUUAAGUGAUAGCACAGUACAGGAUGUGUCCCACUGACACUCCAGACGUGGACAGAGCAUAUUUAUAUGGUAAAUGUGAAGAAUCAUGCCUUUCUCCAUGCAAAAACUGCUUUGAAUGUGAUUUUCCCAGACUGUUAAAAGAAACUGUUUUUACAGAAUAUUUUUUAUGUUCAUUUUUGGGGGAAAUAUAGUUUACUUUGAGAUUCUAUUCAAACUUUUCUAUAAUUUUUUUUGAUGCAGUUUAAAAUUGUUUAUCAUACUUUUAUGUUCUCUUUUUUACCUUGUUUUUUUUAAAAUAGGUUUACAUCUUCAGACUGUUGUUGGUUGGUGUUUCUUCCAAGUUAAUCUAUCCUGACACCAUUGACUUUAGAUCAGUAGGCGCUAUCGGUCUAAUUUGCAGCCUUGUUAGUGAAAUGCAUGACAUUCGAAUUGUAUCUGGUUGAGAAUUCGGUAUAUAGCCUCAUCUCUAAAAAGAUAACUUGAGUUUUUUGUUCUGAUUGAAUGUGAGUAGAUUCUUUGCUUUGUCUUAAAUCAUUUGUCCAAAUCAUUGCAUCUUGAAAUAAAGGGGCUGGAGCCAUCAUCGCACUCUGA